GGGUUUGGGAUCUCCUCCUCCUGCUUUGAUUCCGUGGCCAUUAGCUUUCCACCUCCUUCUUACCCCUCUCCUCGGUUAUCCCCUCGCCCCCAUGUAUAUAUAUAUAUAUAUACAUAUACAUGUACUUACGUUGAGGACAUACAGCAUCGGCGUUGGAGAAGAAGAUCCAGAGCAGCCGCAGAGAUGGCAGACUGGGGGCCGGUGUUCAUGGCGGUGAUACUGUUCAUCCUUCUCUCCCCGGGCCUCUUGUUCCAGGUCCCCGGCAGGAGCCGCUUCAUCGAGUUCGGCAACUUCCAGACCAGCGGCAUCUCCAUACUCGUCCACUCCAUCAUCUACUUCGGCCUCCUCGCCAUCUUCCUCCUCGCCGUCCACGUCCACAUGUACAUCGGCUACUAGCUAGUCUAAUUCCCCUUGA
Musa acuminata AAA Group (dessert banana) is the source of this 415-nucleotide messenger RNA. RefSeq lists its product as uncharacterized. Bases 184 to 396 code for a protein of 70 amino acids. The record is from RefSeq and is a predicted model, not a curated record. The transcript has a single exon. Lineage: Eukaryota; Viridiplantae; Streptophyta; Magnoliopsida; Zingiberales; Musaceae.